Molecule: messenger RNA, 141 nt
Organism: Funneliformis mosseae
Lineage: Eukaryota; Fungi; Glomeromycota; Glomeromycetes; Glomerales; Glomeraceae
Source: the annotation of a GenBank genome assembly
AUGGUAACUACUGUUAAAGCUGAAGAAUCAGAAAACGAAUGGCAUAUUUCUUCUGAAUAUGAUUCUACUAAAGACAAUGAAGAACCAUGGUUUGAGGAACAACUAUUUCAGCAAUUUUCUAAUAUACCUUUAAUUACUGCA